Rhodotorula toruloides NP11 is the source of this 1875-nucleotide messenger RNA. Its product is annotated as protein of unknown function DUF974. The coding region runs from base 1 to 1875 and encodes 624 amino acids. Lineage: Eukaryota; Fungi; Basidiomycota; Microbotryomycetes; Sporidiobolales; Sporidiobolaceae. The transcript is spliced from 2 exons. The record is from RefSeq and is a predicted model, not a curated record. Gene Ontology annotation, cellular component: TRAPPIII protein complex.
AUGAGCGCGCCACACGAGCAGACGCCGCACCUCGUCAACCUCAAGGUCCUGCGCGCCUCCCGCCCCACCCUCGCUCCUCAUCCGCCUCUUCACGGUCUCGACACGGCAGGACCGGGUGGAGAUGCGUUGCGACAGCUGGGAGAGACGGAGAAGGGCGGGAUGCUGGCGCUACCGAGCAACUUCGGCGUGAUCUACCUCGGAGAGACCUUCUCUGCCGUCCUCUCGCUCUCAAACGACCUGCCGCCCUCCCCCUCCUCGCCAGACAGCGUCGCCCACUCUGUCAGCCUCGCCGUCGAGAUACACACCGGACUGACGCCGCAAGGACCGACGGCGAAGCACUUCUUGGCGCGUGUCGAGGCGAGGACGGAGGAUGGGUCGCUCGCGCCUGGACAGUCGCUCGAUACCAUGGCUGUCCACGAGCUGAAGGAGCUCGGAGCGCAUGCGCUCGUGUGCACGGCGACGUACGGUGCGCAUGUUCUAGGCGAGGAUGGCGUCGCUCGAAUGGUCAACCGGACGUUGCGAAAGGUCUACAAGUUUCAAGUGACAAACCCGAUCUCACUCCGCACGAAAGCCCUCGCCCCGACUCCCGCCUCUCCCACCUCCUUCCUCUCUCCAACCGAACGCGCCAAGAUCUUCCUCGAAGUCCAGAUCCAGAAUCACUGCGAUUCGAGCAUGUGGUUCGAGCGAAUGCGGUUCGAGACGCUUCCCGGCUUUACGCUGGCGGAUCAGAACGACGGGUUGUACGAAGGUGCGGAGGCGCUUCUCCCGCCUGGCGGGUUGCGGCAGUUCUUGUACAUCCUGCAGGCGGGACCUGAGGUGCCGAUUGUUGCGCCGGGAGCGUCUCAGGGACUCGGACGGAUAGAUAUCGGGUGGCGGACGAGGAACGGCGAACUCGGCAGGUUGUUGAGCUCGACGCUGGGCAGGCGCGUCCCGCAGAUGCCGAAUCCUGCGGCACCAGUAGCAGCGACUGAUGCGGCAACAGUGCGUUCGGGACGGACACUGCCAGUCGGCAUGUCACCUGCUCUGCCGCCCAUCCCGAUGCAGGACGGCUCGACGGCUGCUCCCAUCCCGCCUUCCCUACCCUCAGCCGAUGGCCUCGCCUUCGACCUUACCCUCUCGUCGAUCCAGUCGACCGAAUCCGACUCGUCUUUCUGGCGAGACGAACCCUUCUCCGUCAACCUCCGCCUGACCGUCUCCUCCGUGCCUUCUCCCAACCCUCGACCACGUCGCCGGCUCCGACUAGCGGCGCAGCACGUCCAGUGGCACCCCUCUCCCCUCUCUUUACAUUCUCAAGCGCCAACGACUGUUCUGCAACCCCGCCUCGCCUCACAGCCUACCGCGACUCUCAGCCUUCCUGGCUCACUGCCCGUCUCUCAGCCCCUUAGCGCCCCACCAUCCGUCACCUCCCUACAGCAACAACAGCACCUCCGACCCUCCACAGACUCGCUCUCCCGUACCUCGCUCGACUCCAUCCGCUCUAGCGCUUCACCAGCUCCACCCCUUGCCACUUCACCCUUCGACCCUCUCCCAGUCCUGCACGGCAUCCAACUCCCCCGCUCGGUUCCGAUCCGAGCAGGUCCGCCUAUCGGUCCUCUCCCCUCUCCAGGCGUGAUGCGACUAGGCAGCGAAGUAGUCGAUUCAGGCGAGGUGGUUCUGGGAGACGAGGAGGAUGCAGAAGCGGUGAAGGAGUUCAGGGUGCGGUAUGUGCCGCUCGAGACGGGCCUGAUUAGGGUUGGAGGAUUGCGGGUGUUGUUGCUCGAGAAUGAGGAGGAUAAGGAGGGAGGGUUGGAGGUGGAAGCGGCGGGAGAGCGAGGGGAGCGGAUGGCGAGCGUCGUGUGGGAGACGGAGACGAUUGCGGAGGUGUGGGUGGAGUAG